Molecule: messenger RNA, 2479 nt
Organism: Rhodofomes roseus
Lineage: Eukaryota; Fungi; Basidiomycota; Agaricomycetes; Polyporales; Fomitopsidaceae
Product: nucleoside phosphatase family-domain-containing protein
Exons: 2
Coding region: 97-2430 (777 amino acids)
Biological process (GO): nucleoside diphosphate catabolic process
Cellular component (GO): membrane
Molecular function (GO): nucleoside diphosphate phosphatase activity
Source: RefSeq, a predicted model, not a curated record
GAAGCCGUAGCAGCGGAGUCGAUCACGUUCCACCGAAAGCAGGUCUGUUGACAGUCUACUGAUGACUGCCACUCUCGUCUAACCCAUUGGUCUGGCAUGCCCCCUCCUACCUCCCAGGACGCCUGGCUCGCUGCUCGCCGCUUCGGAGUAGUCAUCGACGCAGGCUCGUCAGGCUCCAGGCUGCAGAUAUACAGCUGGAAGGAUCCCCGCGUCCAGGAUGGAGGGAGGGCGCAGACGUCGCUCCCAGCGGUCGAGAAGGGAACGCAGAACGGGGAGGACUGGUCUGUCAAAGUACAACCUGGUAUCUCUUCCUUCGGCGACAACCCGGCUGGCGUGGCAGGCUACUUGGAACCGCUGCUCGAACAUGCACGUAGCCAUGUCCCACCGUCCUUGCAGCCGUCUACACCUCUCUUCCUCCUCGCCACAGCGGGGAUGCGUCUCCUAACGCCCCAGCAGCAAGCCGAGGUCCUUCGAGCCACCUGCACAUACCUCAAGACGCACUCAAACUUUAGGCUGGACGACCCGUCUCCGUUAGGGCCCUGCGGCUCCAGCGUGCGCAUCAUAUCUGGCGAGGAGGAGGGCCUCUUCGGUUGGAUAGCGGUCAACUACCUUACGGAUGGCUUCUCGGGCGCAGGCGAGCAGCCCCUAACCUAUGGCUUCCUGGACAUGGGCGGCGCCUCGACGCAGAUUGCCUUCGAGCCGAGCACGGUUGAGAGCGACAAGUCCAGUGACAACCUCAUAGACGUCAGGUUGCGCCUGCUGAACGGUAGGGAGGUGCAGCACAAAGUCUUCGUCACAACGUGGUUGGGCUAUGGUACCAACCAAGCGCGCGAGCGGUAUGUCAGCGCAGUCGUGAAUGAUUACCUCUACCACUACCCUUCUGCAUCUCCUUCACAACUCAUCCCGGACCCAUGUCUACCUAAAGACCUUCGACUCACGGAAUCCACGUCGUCUUCCGCGACGUACACCUUAGUAGGGAUGGGCUCCUUCGAUCGAUGUCUCUCCCGGACCCUCCCGCUGCUCAACAAGUCCGCCCCAUGUCCGGACGCUCACUGCCUAUUCAACGGUGUCCCGACGCCGCACAUCGACUUCGCCGCCGCGCACUUUAUCGGCAUCUCCGAGUACUGGUACUCCUCCGAGCACGUGUUCGGGUUGGGCGGUGCGUACGACGUCGUACAGUACGAACGCGCGGCGGAGCAAUUCUGUGGGCGCGACUGGGGAGACAUCGUCCGGAAGCACGAGCGCGACAAGACCCGCUGGGGAGAAGGCAGGCAGACCAUGGGCAUGUGGGGCCCAGAGGUGGAGAUUCCCCGUCUGCAGCUGCAGUGCUUCAAGGCAGCGUGGCUAGUCAACGUUCUACACGAGGGGCUCGGCAUGCCGCGUAUAGUCGACCCUGGGGGUAACAGUACGUCCGGGCAUAACGGUGCACAGGAGGUGGAGAAGGAGGCGGCACGGAAAGGUCUGGGGAGCAAGCGGCCUGCGUUUCAGAGCUUGGAUACUGUGGGAGAUAUCGCCAUUAGCUGGACACUAGGGAAGAUGGUGCUCGAGGCAAGCAAGGAGGUGCCUUUAGCCGGAAAGGGCGAUAGACCUAUUGUCGAUCCUAUGGAAGACCUUCCCGAGGACUCCCACUUACGACCGAAGCCGCCCUUCUGGCGUUUCGACGCCAUCGAGGACCGUCUCUCGGACCAUCUACCUCCGUCCCUGAGCAAAGAGACGUUAGGCUUCUCCCUAGUCGCCUUCCUAUUCUACAUCGCCGUCCUCACGCUCUUGUUCGGCAUGCUCUACCGGAUGCGGCAUCGCAUUCGGAGCACGUACCGUCGAUACACGCGCACGAAAGAGCGGAUGUUCACCCAAGACGGCUACGCCAUGGAAGGCGGCUUCGCCAGUCACCCACGGUCACCCUCUCCCUGGACACCCUCCCCGACCCGGCUAUCUUUCCAGCAAGCCAUCCGCCCGAUCGCGCAGAAGCUCUCCUCGACGCUGGGCAUAAGCACGAGGCCCUCGAGCGUCCGGGUCAAGCUUACCGGGCCGCCCUCCAACCACAACCGAUACUCGCCCACACGGUCCUCCCCUAUCCGCUCCAACUCCUCGCCUUUCCCCUUCUCCCAAACAAAACCCCAGCCCGGCCUCGGCCUUGGUAUGGGUGGAGGCCUCGCCCCGCCUCCGCCGGGCGACGCGAACGGCUCCGCGUCGUCCUUCGCGCCCACGCCCGGCUCGCCGCGCCUCGACGGGUUCGCGGUAUCCGUGUCGAACGGGAGCCUAAGUUCGCUGACGUCGCGCUCGCGCAACUCGUCGCAGAUGAAUUUGAGCAGCGUUGCGGGGAGGGGCGGGAAUGGCAUGGCGCGGACGGCGAGUGGGGGCUACGGACAGAUGGCACGGACUAUGAGUGGCUCGCAUGGACCUGUUGGUAGUUUAUAUUUGGAUGAAUGACUUGACUAGACUGGGGAAGUCAUGCAUGAGCCUGAGCUGUACGAUGUAU